Molecule: messenger RNA, 1421 nt
Organism: Triticum aestivum (bread wheat)
Lineage: Eukaryota; Viridiplantae; Streptophyta; Magnoliopsida; Poales; Poaceae
Product: probable aldo-keto reductase 1
Exons: 7
Coding region: 143-1186 (347 amino acids)
Cellular component (GO): cytoplasm
Source: RefSeq, a predicted model, not a curated record
UUGCUACCUUGCAUAUACCCUCAGUUGGUCACCCGAUCGAGUCACUGCUCACUACUGCACUGCAACUUCCGGCAAUAUUCAGCACGGCGCUUCCGUCUCCGCCCCGGUGGCUUGCUAGCUCUUCGACGGUCCUUGCUGCGCCAUGGAGGAAACCCCACUCCCACAGCCACUGGUUCCUCGCGUCAGGCUCGGCGCCCAGGGCCUGGAGGUGUCUAAGCUGGGGUUCGGGUGCAUGGGCCUGACGGGCUCCUACAGCGCCCCGCUCAGCGACGACGCCGGCGCCUCCGUCGUUGCGCACGCCUUCCGCCGCGGCGUCACCUUCUUCGACACCUCCGACUUCUACGGCCCCCACACCAACGAGACGCUCCUCGGCAAGGCGUUGAAGCAGCUGCCGAGGGAGCAGGUGCAGGUGGCCACCAAGUUCGGGAUCCAGCAGUACGCGUACGACGAGGGCAGGGGCGCCGUGUGCGGCCGGCCGGAGUACGUGCGCGCCUGCUGCGAGGCCAGCCUGCGCCGCCUCGGCGUCGACUACAUCGACCUCUACUACCAGCACCGGGUCGACACCACCACCCCCAUCGAGGACACGAUCGGUGAGCUCAAGAAGCUGGUGGAGGAGGGGAAGGUCAGGUACAUUGGGCUCUCGGAGGCGAGCCCCGACACCAUCCGGCGUGCUCACGCCGUGCACCCGAUCUCCGCGGUGCAGAUGGAGUGGUCCCUGUGGGCUCGUGACAUCGAGCCCGACAUUGUGCCGCUCUGCAGGGAACUUGGGAUUGGAAUUGUUCCUUACAGCCCGAUCGGCCGCGGGUUCUUCGGCGGAAGAGGAGUCACGGAGCAAGUGUCUGCUGAAUCCAAUCUGAAAAAGCACCCACGGUUUUCGGCAGAAAAUCUGGAGAAGAACAAGCAUCUCUAUCUGAAAAUGGAAGAACUAGCCAGGAAGCACCACUGCAGCCCUACUCAGCUAGCUUUAGCUUGGGUCCUGCAUCAGGGGGAUGAUGUGGUUCCCAUACCAGGAACAACCAAGAUCAAGAAUCUGGACUCCAACAUUGACUCCUUGAAGAUAAAGCUCACGGAAGAUGACCUGAAAGAAAUUAGCAGCCAGAUACGUGAAGAAGAUGUGGCCGGUGUAAGGAGUUAUACUUCCUUGGCGCAUACCAACUGGAACCAUGCAGACACACCAAAGAAGUAAAACUACAAAAAACGGUGAUAUGUGAGAAUAAAACAGCCAUGCCAUCUACUGUAUCUGCUAUCGUGCUGAAUGGUGCUGCAUGUACCUUGUGAAUCUUCCGUGCUAAAUAAUGUACUGCAAAUAAGAACAUGUGCACUGUCUCCAGGAAUCAUGUAAACUUCUGUCUGCAUGCAUAAAAAGAAGACCGAGACUGUAAGACGUGAUUUGCCGUGCUCGUCCAUCUUGGAUGAAAAUA